Eutrema salsugineum is the source of this 1164-nucleotide messenger RNA. RefSeq lists its product as uncharacterized. The record is from RefSeq and is a predicted model, not a curated record. NCBI's taxonomy places the organism in Eukaryota, Viridiplantae, Streptophyta, Magnoliopsida, Brassicales, Brassicaceae. Bases 1 to 1164 code for a protein of 387 amino acids. The transcript has a single exon.
AUGACCGAGCCGCCUCCACUCCGUCGGAACUCAAGGCGACGAGCCGGCGAAGAGGAGAAUGACGCGAUCGACCUGGAUGCCCAACAGAAUGAUGGAGCCACAAACUCGCAACAAAACGGCUCGGCUCGGCGAAUAAGCCAAAAGGAGCUCGCCUCGGCAUUAAACGGCGUCCGGACUGACGAAAGCACCGAUCCGGCUCGCGGCGACAACCUGACUGAAGAAGAAGAAAACCUCCAAUGGAUCGAGCAGGCGGAACGCGAAGAUGAGCCGAGGAGAAAAGAGCGGGAGCGACUCCCCCAAUCAAAGGGAAUGACACACGCGCAAACCCUCGAAAUCAAAGAGCUGCGAGCCUCAAUGGCUCGGACAGUAGCCGAGAUACGCGCCAUGAAGUCUCAAGUGCAUAACGCGACGAGUGCUGCGCUCGAGAUCAAUCAGAUGCUUGAAGAAACCCAGAGAACACCAUUCACGGCGAGAAUCACGGAGGCUAGGAUUCCCGAGCCAGGGAAGGUGAGAAUCCUGUUUUAUAAAGUAACGACCGAUCCGAAAGCGCACAUCACGGCGUUUCGGAUAGCGAUGGGACGAGCUUUAACAAAGAUCGCUGUCAAACUGACCGAGCGGGAAGUAGAUGCCGGAUAUUGUUUGCUCUUCGUGGAACAUCUCAAGGGAGCCGCGCUCGAGUGGUUUUCGAGGCAGGAGCGCAAUUCAAUCGGCAGUUUCCAACAGCUCUCCGCCUUGUUCCUUAAACAAUACUCGAUGUUUAUGGACAGAGGAACUUCUGAUGCUGACCUGUGGAUGCUAUCCCAAGGACCGAAUGAACCACUUCGGGAUUACAUGGCAAGGUUCAAGGCGGUCGUAUCCAAAAUAGAAGGAAUACGCGACAAGGCUGCACUCGAAGCUCUGAAACGGUCUUUGUGGUACAAAUCCGAAUUCCGACGGGAGAUGGCACUCAACACGCCACAAACGAUUCAAGAUGCCUUGCAUCGGUCAUCAGACUUCAUCGUAAACGAGGAAGAGAUGAAAAAUCUGGACGAGCAGUACGAAGCAACGAAAGCAGCGAUCCGAAGCUCAAUUUUGACGCGCCCCACGAAGAAAGGCAAUCCAUCAAACAACGCAACAACGCAGAACUCGGACGAACCUAGUAGCGGAGGUGCCCAUAACUACUAA